AUGGUGUUCCUCUGGGGUCUGUUGCUGCUCUGCCUAUCUGCUCUGCACAGUCACCUAAGGUUUUCUUCGGCACAUGCCAUUGAGCAAAAGCGUCUCUUCUUAGACAAAGAUGGGGAGCUGAAGGACAUGAAAACCGCUGGAGUCGUACAGUCUGCUCUGCUGGAAGACAUCCCAACCCUGUCAAAUGCAGAGCUGGCAGACUUUAUCUAUGACAACUUCCAGGAGAAUGAUGGACCCAUGUUACCUUUCGCUACCACCCCACCAGGCACGAGGAAUGACUGGAACCCAGAAAAUGAAGCCGUAGCUGGGGCUGUGGGCUGUCGUGAACAGCAACCAUCUGGGGAAAUUGCCUCUUCUGAAGAGGAAGGAGAGGCUGAAGAUAAAAGCUGUGAGAUGACUUGGAAGAAGAGCCAGACACUAGCAGAUGGCUUGAUGAGAUUCAGCAUCGAUCUCCUGAUAGAGGUCCAGCUGGAGUCCAACAGAACUAAUGUGAUCCUGUCACCCCUCAGCAUCGCCCUCGCUUUGUCUCACCUGGCACUGGGAGCGGCAAAUCAGACAGAGAAGCAUUUGCUGGAGGUGAUGCAUCUGGAGUCAGUGCCCUGUCUCCACCACAUGUUGGGCACCCUUCACAGAAGGCUCACAGAAUCCACCCUCAGCCUUGCGUCACGUCUGUACCUGCAGAAAGGAUUUGAGGUGAAAGAGAAGUUUCUGGAGGAUUCAGAGAAAUUCUAUGGAGCAAAGCCCAUGACCCUUUCUGGGAUCAGUGAGGAUGACCUCGUAGCCAUAAACAAGUGGGUAAAGGAAACAACUAAUGGGCAAAUACCCACCUUCCUACAGCAGCUCCCUGAAAACACAGUGAUGCUCUUGCUCAAUGCAAUCCAUUUCCAUGGGUUUUGGAGGAAUAAGUUUGAUGCUAGCUUCACUGGGCCAGAUGUAUUCCACCUUGACAAUGAGUUCGUGGUCCCAGUUGAGAUGAUGAAAGCCCAGAAGUACUCCCUGAGCUGGUUUACACUGGAGUCCCAGGACAUUCAGGUGGCCAAGUUUCCCUUUAAGAGUAACAUGAGUUUUGUGGUCAUUGUACCAAACCAGUACACUUGGAAUACCUCUCAUGUGCUGGAGAACUUCCCUUAUGAACAACUAUGCAGGCUUUUCCCAAAAGAGGUACCCACCACAGUGAAGAUUCCCAAAAUAAAAUUGGACUACCAGCUGGAACUCAACAAGGUUCUCAGUCAAAUGGGCCUCCAGGAGCUGUUCACAAGCCCAAAUCUCCAGAAGAUCACAGAUGAGCCUCUCUUCGUAUCCAGUAUACAGCAUCAGUCUACCCUGGAGCUUAAAGAAGACGGGGUGGAAGCAUCUGCUGCUACCAGCGUCGCGAUUUCACGCUCGGUCUCUGCCUUCAGCCUUGACCGGCCCUUUCUCUUCAUUAUCUUUGAAGAUGAAACAGGCAUCCCACUUUUUAUAGGCAGUGUCCAGAACCCUAAUCCCAAUGCUGCUCCCCAGAUAAAAGAGCCACAGGACUCACAUGAAGCAACAGAUGUCAACAAGUACCCCAUGCCCAAAUAAGACAGAAGCAGAGCCUAAGCAUUCUGGGACUGCUACCUGACCCUUUGGACCAGCUAAGAGAGGCCUCCUCUCCUUGGAGACCUCCCUCUGAGGCCACAAGAGGCAAUCCCUUACUGUUUUCCUUUACAGAUCCUUAGAGACCAGUCCUGGGAUAGCCCAUUCCAGCCUUGAUGAGCUUCUCCAGGCUGGGGUUCCCCUCUGUUGAACCUGAAAAGCUUGUUCUGCCUGGAUUUCCCUUCCAGAGUCUCAGUCCUGGAAGGGAGACUUCCUUGUCCCCAGACUCUUAUUAGAGUCUUUAUUAAGCUCUGAUUAAGAGUCCCCUGUAGCCUGGAAUCAUCAUUAGCAUCUGGCAGCUGGGACAACAGCCAGAGAUAUUAAUAUGG
Messenger RNA from Fulmarus glacialis (Northern fulmar), 1946 nucleotides. It is a transcript of the gene SERPINF2, whose product is annotated as serpin peptidase inhibitor, clade F (alpha-2 antiplasmin, pigment epithelium derived factor), member 2. The transcript has 8 exons. Gene Ontology annotation, biological process: negative regulation of endopeptidase activity; negative regulation of fibrinolysis. The coding region runs from base 1 to 1563 and encodes 520 amino acids. NCBI's taxonomy places the organism in Eukaryota, Metazoa, Chordata, Aves, Procellariiformes, Procellariidae. The record is from RefSeq and is a predicted model, not a curated record. Gene Ontology annotation, molecular function: serine-type endopeptidase inhibitor activity.